GCAUGUCAUCUCUUAUACUUUAUCUUGGAGAACUCUCCCAAACCCCUCGCUUUGCUAUUCCCGUUGCUGAUAUAACUGGUGCUCUUGCAUACUCUUUGAUGGUUUUUGAGAGCAAGGAAGAAAGGGCAUUUGAUCCAAUUCAGAUUGAGGAGAUUUUGAUGAAUCUACUGAAAUCCAGAGAUAAUAAUAAACUGGUUCAGGAUAGUGUUCUUGAGGCUUUGGCCAGCCUGUAUGGCAAUGUUUCACUUUCCUAUCGAAUUGAUCAUUCAGAUGCAAAAAGGGUGCUUGUUGGGUUAAUAACCAUGGCUUCUGCUGAUGUGCGAGAUUAUCUUGUUCUUUCACUGGCAAAAUUGUGUUGUGACAAAGUUGGAAUAUGGGGGGCACUUGGAGAGAGAGAGGGCAUUCAACUACUAAUAGCGCUGCUGGGACUUUCCAGUGAACAACACCAGGAAUAUGCAGUUUCUUUGCUAGCGAUUUUGACCGACCAAGUGGAUGACAGCAAAUGGGCAAUUACAGCUGCUGGUGGAAUCCCUCCUCUGGUGCAACUAUUGGAAAUUGGAUCCCAGAAAGCAAAGGAGGAUGCAGUCCAUGUUAUGUGGAACUUGUGCUGUCACAGUGAUGACAUUCGUGCUUGUGUUGAGAGCGCUGGGGCUGUUCCAGGUCUCUUGUGGGUAUUGAAUACUAGCAGUCCAAAGGCGCAAGAAACAUCUGUGGAGACGCUCAAGAAGCUGAUAAAUUAUGUUGACUCUGCCACCAUUAAUCAACUGUUAGCCCUUCUAGUUAGUGAUGAUAAUCUUAGUUCCAAGACACAUGCUAUAAUAGUAUUGGGUCAUGUGCUUACAAUAGCUUCAUAUAAGGACUUGGUACAGAAAGGGACACCUGCCAACAAAGGACUUAGAUCUCUGGUGGACGCUCUUAACUCAUCCAAUGAAGAAACUCAAGAAUGUGCUGCUUCUGUUCUAGCUGAUUUAUUCAGUGUCCGUCAAGAUAUUUGCGACAGCCUGGCUACUGAUGAAAUAGUCCAUCCUUGUAUGAAGCUUUUGACUAGCAAUGAUCAAGUUGUUGCAACACAGUCAGCUCGAGCUUUGGGUGCAUUAUCCCGUCCAACCAAAGCUAAAACUACUAAUAAGAUGCCUUACAUCACAGAGGGUAAUGUUGAGCCUCUCAUUAAGAUGGCUAAAACAUCAACAAUAGAUGCUGCUGAAACUGCUGUUGCUGCUUUGGCAAAUCUGCUCUCAGAUCCACAGAUUGCUGAAGAAGUAUUGGCAGAAGAUGUGUUAUCUGCUUUGUUGAGAGUUCUAGGAGAAGGAACACCUGAAGGCAAGAUGAAUUCCUCUCGAGCACUUAAUCAGUUAUUGAAUCACUUUCCUGUUAGUGAUGUUCUCAUGGAAAGUUCUCAGUGUCGUUUUAUAGUUCAUGCACUUGCAGAUUCUUUAUCACACAUGGGAAUGGCUGGGACUAUUUCAGAUUCACUUGAUGUGCUAGCUAUGUUAGUCAAAACAAAAUAUAGUGUUAACUUCUUAUAUUCACAUUGCAGUUGCAAAGCCCUAGUUGAGGCUCCAGCAACCUUGGAGCCAUUGGUUCAAACUCUAGCUGUAGGUCUUCCCACGGAGCAAGAUAAGGCUAUUGAAAUCCUUUCGAGGCUCCAAGAUCAACCUCUUGUACUUGGUGAUCAUUUGGCAGUUAAGCCACAGUCCAUAGUUUCACUUGCACAGAGGGUUAUGAACUCUCAUAGCAUGGAAGUAAGAAUUGGUGGGACUGCUCUUCUCAUUUGUGCUAUGAAGGAGCACAGGAGGCAGUCACUGGUCAUUCUAGAUGCACCAGGACUCUUACAGAAGCUUGUUUAUGCCCUGGUUGAUAUGUUGAAACAACAACCAAUGUCCAUCUCCCCAGAUGACAAAGCCUGGGGUGGCAGAAAUUUUACAGAAAGAAAUGUGUUUCAUCAUGAAGAUGACGAAUAUGAUUUACCUAAUCCAGCAAAGUUUUUGGAAGGAACAGUUGCCUUAAGUUUGCUUGCUAUCAUUUCUUCUUCUCAUGCUAAGAGCAAACUUACAGUUUUGGAGGCUGGUGGAGUGGAGAUUCUUUCAGAUAAGCUUGCAAGUUAUAGUGCUAAUCCUCUGGCAGAACUUGAAGAAAAUGAAGGCAUUUGGAUCAGUUCUCUUCUCUUGGCUGUACUUUUCCAGGAUUCAGCUGUUAUUCAAUCUUCAACAAUUAUGCGCAUUAUACCUUCUCUUGCUUUCUUGCUGAAAUCUGAUGAAACCAUUGAGAAGUAUUUUGCUGCUGAAGCAUUGGCUAGUCUUGCUUGUAAUGGAAACAAGGGCAUCCAGCUUGCUAUUGCUAAUUCUGGUGCUGUUGGAGGGCUCACAACCUUGAUUGGACAUGUGGAAUCAGAUUCACAAAACCUUGUUGCUCUUUCUGAAGAAUUUAAUUUGGAAAAGCAUCCUGGUGAAGUUGUGUUGAAUAAUCUCUUUGAAAUUGAAGAUGUUAGGAACGGUGCAACAGCUCGCAAGUCGAUACCUUUGUUAGUUGACCUUCUAAGACCAAUGCCAGAUAGGCCUGGAGCACCGCCAAUUGCUAUUCACCUUCUGACUAAGAUAGCAGAAGGAAGCAAAACAAACAAGCUUGCCAUUGCUGAAGCUGGAGCACUAGAGUCUUUGACUAAAUAUCUUUCCUUGAGUCCUCAGGACUCAAUUGAAACCAGUAUAACUGACCUUUUACGAAUCUUGUAUAGCAACACUGAAUUGGUUCACCAUGAAUAUUCACUUAAUACCUUGAAUCAGCUAAUAGCUGUUUUAAGAAUGGGAUCAAGGAGUUCUCGGUAUAGUGCUGCUAGGACUUUGCAGGAGCUUUUUGAUGUUGAAGAUAUGAGAGAGACUGAAAUGGCCAGGCAAGCUAUUCAACCCUUAGUUGACAUGUUGAACUCAGGUUCUGAGAAGGAACAACAUGCUGCACUUGUUGCUUUAGUCAAAUUGACAGAAGGAAAUAUUUCUAGGGCAUCAGCCUUAACUGAUGUGGAAGGUAAUCCACUUGAAAGCCUAUAUAAAAUUUUGUUGUGCAGUUCAUCUUUAGAACUAAAGAGAAGUGCUGCAAAAUUAUGCUAUGUAAUAUUCGGAAAUUCAACUCUACGAACAAUGCCAAUAGCCUUGGAGUGUGUUGAACCUUUGAUAUCUCUAAUUAUAUCAGACUCCGGUGUAGAAGUAGAAUCUGGUGUUCGUGCUCUAGACAGGCUACUUGACGAUGAACACCAUGCAGAUAUUGCUGCAGCUACUGAAGUAGUUGGUCUUCUUGUGAAAUAUGUUUCUGGUUCAAACUAUCAGCUUUCUGAGGCCAGUAUAAGUGCUCUUAUAAAGUUGGGAAAGGAUCGGCCUCAAUGUAAACUCGAAAUGGUAAAUGCUGGUAUAAUUGGUAAUGCACUUGAGAUGAUGCUUGAUGCACCAGUUUCUGUUUGUUCUUCAAUCGCUGAGUUGCUUCGAAUUCUGACAAACAACAGUGUUAUUGCUAAAAGCUCAGCUGCAGCCAAGAUAGUUGAACCUCUCUUUUCACUACUAAAACGUCCAAAUUUUACCAUGUGGGGACAACAUAGUGCAUUGCAAGCACUUGUAAAUAUCUUAGAGAAGCCGCAGAGUUUGACAGCCCUGAAGUUAACUCCAAGUCAAGUCAUUGAGCCUUUGAUAUCAUUUCUUGAGUCCCCAUCCCAAGCCAUCCAACAGCUUGGGACUGAACUCUUGUCACAUCUCUUGGAACAGGAGCAUUUCCAACAGGACAUUACUACAAAGAAUGCAAUUGUUCCUCUUGUACAGCUUGCUGGAAUUGGAAUCCUGAACCUACAGCAAACAGCAAUUAAAGCACUUGAAAGUAUAUCAGCGAGCUGGCCCAAAGAUGUGGCUGAUGCAGGGGGAAUUUUUGAGCUUUCUAAAGUGAUCAUCCAGGAAGACCCCCAGCCCAGUCAUACUUUGUGGGAGUCAGCAGCACUUGUUUUAUCAAGCGUUGUCAAAUCUAAUCCACAGUACUACUUUAAAGUUUCAUUGCUUGUGCUUGUGAAGUUAUUGCAGUCAACAGUUGAAGCUACCCUUUCAGUAGCUCUAAAUGCUCUUCUUGUUCAAGAGAGAAGCAACUCCUCAAAUGCAGUAAUGAUGGCUGAAGUUGGUGCAGUUGAUGCACUGCUUAAACUCUUAGGAUCCCACCAAUGUGAAGAAGCAUGUGGAAGAUUGCUUGAAGCAAUAUUUAACAACGCACGAGUGCGAGAAAUGAAGCUUGUAAAAAGUGCAAUAACUCCUCUUACCAACUAUUUGUUAGAUCCACAAGUUAUAUCACAACCUGCAAAGUUCCUAGUGACUCUCGCACUUGGUAAUCUUUUUCAGCAUGAUACACUUGCUAGAGCAAGUGCUUCUGCGGCUGCAUGCCAUGCCUUAAUUACUCUGCUAGAAGACCAGCCAAAAGAAGAUAUGAAAGUGGUGGCCAUAUGUGCUUUGCAGAGUUUGGUUAUGCACAGUAGAACAAAUAGGCGAGCGGUCGCAGAAGCUGGGGGAAUACUGGUAAUACAGGAGCUCUUAAUGUCCCAAAAUACUGAAGUUGCUGGUCAGUCUGCAUUGCUUAUCAAAUAUCUAUUUUCAAAUCAUACACUCCAAGAAUAUGUUUCAAAUGAGCUUAUAAGGUCUCUGACGGCUGCUUUGGAGAAAGAAUUGUGGUCCUCUGCAACUAACAACGAAGAAGUUCUGAGAACCAUAUAUGUGAUAUUUAGCAACUUCAAGAAGCUCCGCAUGUCAGAAGCAGCCACACUAUGCAUCCCACAUUUAGUCGGUGCACUGAGGGGAAGUGAGUCUGCUCAGGAGUCAGUCUUAGAUACUCUUUGUUUGUUAAAGGAAUCGUGGCCACAGAUGAAUGAAGAUAUUGCAAAAGCACAAGCCUUGAUUGCUGCUGAAGCCAUACCUAUGUUGCAAAUGUUGAUGAAAACUUGCCCACCUAGUUUUCAGGAAAGGGCGGAAAGCUUACUGAAUUGCCUACCAGGGUGCUUGACAGUGGCCAUCAAACGCGGGAAUAACUUGAAGCAGACAAUGGGGAGUCCAAAUGCUUUCUGUCAGCUUAAAAUAGGAAAUGGACCUCCAAGAGAGACCAAGGUGGUGGGCCAUAGUGCAUGCCCAGAAUGGAAGGAAGCUUUUACCUGGGCAUUUGAUGUUCCUCCCAAAGGACAGAAACUUUUUAUAGUUUGCAAAAGCAAAAGCACGUUCGGAAAGAAUACCCUUGGGAGGGUCACCAUUCAGAUAGACAAGGUUGUUACUGAAGGAGUGUACAGUGGAUUGUUCAGCCUCAAUCAUGACGGUAACAGAGAUGGAUCUUCGCGAACACUUGAAAUUGAGAUUGUAUGGUCCAAUAGGACAUCUGGUGAUGGCAUGUGAGAAAGGUCGGGGAUACAAAAAAUAUGGCUCUUUCAUUCAACAGGAAUAUCAGCCAAAAUUCUGAUUCGAUAAUCCUUCAUCUUGUAUGAUUCUCAGAAAGUAUGCAAGCCCCAAAGGUGUAAUUAUUUUGGAAUUCAUAUUUGGCACAUUCCGUAACAAGUAUGAGAAGGCUGUGAAAGUUUAUAUGAAGUCAAAGCUCCAGAAGGCGGGAUAGUUAGUGUGAGCAGUUGUGUCCUCACAUCUAUGCAGUUUUGCUUGCUCCGGAUCAUGAAGAUGAGAGGAUUCUCCAAGCGUGUACAGGUAAAUUAUUCUGUAAUUAACACGUGUUUCUGAUCCAAGAACACUCACAAGAACAAUGUCAAGGUUGUCUUUCGUUAAGCAUAGCGAAAGGCAGCAGCAGUGUUCCUUUGGAUCCUGGUAUUUAGGGUAUUACAUCGGCCUUACGUGUCCUGCUUCCUUGUCCUCAAAAGUCUGUACUUGGGUUAACUUUUUCUUAAACAUCAAGUUAAGCUCUUGCUUGCACGGA
Messenger RNA from Zingiber officinale, 5922 nucleotides. RefSeq names its product protein CELLULOSE SYNTHASE INTERACTIVE 3-like. Gene Ontology annotation, cellular component: cellulose synthase complex. Gene Ontology annotation, molecular function: microtubule binding. The transcript has 5 exons. Lineage: Eukaryota; Viridiplantae; Streptophyta; Magnoliopsida; Zingiberales; Zingiberaceae. The coding region runs from base 3 to 5396 and encodes 1797 amino acids. The record is from RefSeq and is a predicted model, not a curated record. Gene Ontology annotation, biological process: anisotropic cell growth; regulation of cellulose biosynthetic process.